This is a messenger RNA of Glycine soja, 2268 nucleotides long. RefSeq names its product pentatricopeptide repeat-containing protein At4g04370-like. NCBI's taxonomy places the organism in Eukaryota, Viridiplantae, Streptophyta, Magnoliopsida, Fabales, Fabaceae. Gene Ontology annotation, biological process: RNA modification. The coding region runs from base 1 to 2268 and encodes 755 amino acids. Gene Ontology annotation, molecular function: protein binding; RNA binding. The record is from RefSeq and is a predicted model, not a curated record. The transcript has a single exon.
AUGUUUUCAUACAAACCAAAGCAGAGUCCAAGUGGCCUAAAACGUUGUGUUGUCUCACUACCACAUCCAGCCACCACCAAUUCAGUCAAUGCCACUAUCAACCACCAUUCAACCCAAGGUGCACACCACCAAGUUCUUGCCACCUAUGCAUCUAUGCUCAAAACCCAUGUCCCUUCUGACGCCUACACUUUCCCCAGUCUUCUCAAAGCAUGCUCUUCUCUAAACCUCUUUUCCCUCGGUCUUACCCUCCAUCAACGCAUCCUCGUUAGUGGGUUGUCCCUCGAUGCCUACAUUGCCUCUUCUUUGAUCAACUUCUACGCUAAAUUUGGGUUUGCUGAUGUUGCUCGUAAAGUGUUUGACUUUAUGCCUGAGAGGAAUGUUGUACCUUGGACCACCAUUAUUGGGUGCUACUCCCGCACCGGUCGUGUGCCUGAGGCCUUUUCUUUGUUUGAUGAAAUGCGUCGCCAGGGAAUUCAACCCAGUAGUGUUACCGUAUUGAGCUUGCUGUUUGGAGUUUCGGAGCUUGCUCACGUGCAGUGUUUGCAUGGUUGUGCAAUUUUGUAUGGGUUUAUGUCUGAUAUAAGCUUGUCAAAUUCCAUGCUGAAUGUGUAUGGGAAGUGUGGUAACAUUGAGUAUUCUAGGAAAUUGUUUGAUUACAUGGAUCACAGGGACCUGGUUUCAUGGAAUUCGUUGAUCUCAGCCUAUGCCCAGAUUGGGGAUAUAUGUGAAGUUUUGUUGCUUCUCAAGACAAUGAGGUUACAAGGUUUUGAGGCUGACCCACAGACUUUUGGGUCCGUUUUAUCUGUGGCUGCAUCAAGGGGUGAGUUGAAAUUGGGAAGGUGCUUGCAUGGGCAGAUUUUAAGAGCUGGUUUUUACUUGGAUGCACAUGUUGAAACAUCAUUGAUUGUAAUGUACUUAAAAGGUUGGAAAAUUGACAUUGCAUUUAGAAUGUUUGAAAGGAGUUCAGACAAGGAUGUAGUUUUGUGGACAGCAAUGAUCUCAGGCCUUGUACAGAAUGGGUCUGCAGACAAAGCACUAGCUGUUUUCCGUCAGAUGUUAAAAUUUGGAGUGAAGCCAUCUACUGCUACUAUGGCCAGUGUAAUCACAGCUUGUGCACAACUAGGGUCUUAUAAUUUGGGGACAUCGAUCCUUGGUUACAUAUUAAGGCAGGAAUUACCUUUGGAUGUUGCUACUCAAAACUCUCUUGUUACCAUGUAUGCAAAGUGUGGUCACUUGGAUCAGAGUUCCAUUGUAUUUGAUAUGAUGAACAGAAGGGAUUUGGUUUCCUGGAAUGCUAUGGUUACUGGAUAUGCUCAAAAUGGCUAUGUUUGUGAGGCCUUGUUCCUUUUUAAUGAAAUGAGGUCUGAUAAUCAAACACCUGAUUCAAUAACCAUUGUCUCCCUCCUCCAAGGGUGUGCAUCCACUGGACAACUACACUUAGGAAAAUGGAUCCACAGCUUUGUGAUAAGAAAUGGCCUUAGGCCUUGCAUCUUGGUUGACACUUCUUUGGUAGACAUGUACUGCAAAUGUGGUGAUUUGGAUACUGCCCAAAGGUGUUUCAACCAGAUGCCAAGCCAUGAUUUGGUCUCAUGGAGUGCCAUAAUUGUGGGAUGUGGUUAUCAUGGCAAAGGGGAGGCUGCAUUGAGGUUUUACUCAAAGUUCCUGGAAAGUGGGAUGAAACCGAACCAUGUGAUUUUCCUCUCAGUUCUAUCUUCUUGUAGUCAUAAUGGACUAGUAGAGCAGGGCUUGAACAUAUACGAAUCAAUGACCAAAGAUUUUGGGAUUGCACCAGAUCUUGAACACCAUGCUUGUGUAGUAGAUCUCCUCAGUCGUGCUGGGAGGGUAGAGGAGGCAUAUAACGUGUACAAGAAAAAGUUCCCAGAUCCUGUACUUGAUGUUUUAGGCAUAAUCCUUGAUGCUUGUCGAGCAAAUAAUAAUAAUGAACUUGGUGAUACAAUUGCCAAUGAUAUUCUCAUGCUGAGGCCUAUGGAUGCUGGGAAUUUUGUACAAUUAGCACACUGCUAUGCUUCAAUAAACAAGUGGGAAGAAGUGGGUGAGGCAUGGACCCAUAUGAGAUCUCUUGGCUUGAAAAAAAUUCCUGGCUGGAGCUUUAUUGACAUACAUGGGACCAUCACUACAUUUUUCACAGACCACAACUCACACCCCCAGUUCCAAGAAAUAGUUUGUACACUCAAAAUUUUGAGAAAGGAAAUGAUCAAAAUGGAGGAAGUGGAGAUUUACCUUGAAAGCAGCCACAUAUCACAAUAA